UAUACGCAACCUACCUUCAUUCCAUAUAGAGUACGCCUUCAUUGCCUCCUUUAAUUACCCAUUUUCCAUUCCUAUAAGUUACACAAGUAUUUGCAGCACUUCUCCAUUUCUAAAUCUCAUCACCUCGGCCAGAGUAAGAGAUCGUGCUGGAGAUGGAAGUGAACGAAUUACCGAUAUGGUGGUCAGUUUUGUUAAUCGGUGUAUCAAGCUUGGUAAUCAAAUUGCUUAACAAGUUGUGGUUCGAGCCUAGAAGGAUUCGAACAGUGCUCUCGAAGCAAGGCAUUAGAGGACCACGACCCACCUUCCCUUUCGGCAAUGUCCCAGAGAUGCAGAAGAUUCAAUCAACCAUGAUCAACAACACGCAUGAAGAAAUGGAUGGUCAACAUCUCAACCACAAAUGGCUUCCCUCUGUAUUUCCAUAUAUUCAUAAAUGGGCAAAAGAGUAUGGUCCAAUAUACAUGUACUCCACAGGGAUCAACCAACACCUAUAUGUGAGCGAUCCGAAGUUGCUAAUGGAGAUAAAACAGCACAACUCCCUGGAUCUGGGUAAACCUACAUAUCUGGGUAAACCACUCCGGCCCUUGUUAGGUGACGGCCUUCUCCGAACUAAUGGAAAACAGUGGGCCGUCCAGAGGAAACUUCUUGCUCCUGAAUUCUUCCUUGGCAAAGUUAAGGGCAUGGUGGGUGUGAUGGAGGAAUCUACAACAGCAAUGAUCAAGAGAUGGGAUUGUCGUAUACUAGAAAGCAAAUCAGGCAUUGUGGACAUGGAAAUUGAUGACGAGUUGAAGACACUAUCCGCAGAUAUCAUAUCAAGAGCAUGUUUUGGCAGCUCUUACUCCUUUGGAAAUCAGAUUUUUGAAAAGAUUGCUGACAUGGUGGAAGUUUAUGGCAAACCAAGUUUACAAUUUGGCUUUCUUAAUUUCAGCUGGUUUCUUCCUAACAAGAAGGUAUGGAAUCUAAGGAAAGAAGUGGACUCUAUGUUGCUCAAGUUGGUGACGGAUCGCCAGGUUGAAAGACAAUCGGGUGGUGCAACAGAAAAUGACCUAUUACAAAUGCUACUCGAUAUUGCUUCUACCAACACUGACAUUCCUGCGCGUAGAAGAGAAACUUUCGUUCUAGACAAUUGUAGAAAUAUCUACUUUGCAAGCUCUGCAACCACUUCUCUUACGGAAUCAUGGACCUUGAUGCUUCUGUCAUUGCAUCCGGAAUGGCAGGACCGCAUUCGUGCGGAGAUCAUUGAGGUUUGUGGGGUUCUGAAUAAACUCCAUCAUUCCUUGCACGACAUGGAUAUGUUGCGAAAGUUCAAAGUGCUGACUAUGGUGAUUCAAGAGAGUAUGCGUCUUUAUCCAUCUGGAGUCCUAAUUGCAAGGGCUAUUCUGGCAAAUGUGAAGUUGGGCGACCUUGAUGUGCCCAAGGGCACCAACAUCCAUGUAUGCAGUGCUGCAUUACAUUGCGACCCUGAAAAUUGGGGUCCAGAUGCUGAUGAGUUUAAGCCAGAGAGGUUUGCAAAUGGGAUAUCUAAUGCCUGCAAGCAUCCCCAAGCCUAUGUGCCAUUUGGUUUUGGAACUCGAGUGUGCAUAGGACAGACUUUUGCUAUGACACAGCUGAAGAUAGUGCUCUCUCUAAUCUUGUCCAAGUUCUCAUUUUCCCUUUCUCCAAACUAUCGCCAUUCACCUGUUCACAAAAUGAUACUGAUGCCUAAACAUGGAAUCAGACUCCUUGUUGAGCCUGUGCAAACAAGCUAGGCAGCUGGUAAUGAAUAAAAUUGCAGCAUAUAGAGAUAUUUGUACUAAUCCCGGACUGUCCUCAUGUCAUGAAGUCACUAGCUUGGAACUAGGUUAAUUUUGCAAUAAAAGAAUGCGGAGCUUUAAGUCCGCAUAGUGCAAAGAUUUCAAUGUUCGAUCUUGAACUUGAUCUGUCUCUCUGGGUUCACAAAUAAAAAGAUCAAUGUGG
This is a messenger RNA of Rosa chinensis, 1953 nucleotides long. RefSeq names its product cytochrome P450 714A1. NCBI's taxonomy places the organism in Eukaryota, Viridiplantae, Streptophyta, Magnoliopsida, Rosales, Rosaceae. The record is from RefSeq and is a predicted model, not a curated record. The transcript has 5 exons. Gene Ontology annotation, molecular function: iron ion binding; oxidoreductase activity, acting on paired donors, with incorporation or reduction of molecular oxygen; monooxygenase activity. The coding region runs from base 153 to 1745 and encodes 530 amino acids.